AUGGACCUUAAUUCAUCUGAGGAGGAAGUGCUGCGGUACUGGCGAGAAAUCGAUGCGUUCCAGACUCAGCUCCGACUCACCAAAGACCAGCCACGAUUCACAUUUUACGAUGGCCCUCCUUUUGGCUUGCCGCACUACGGUCAUCUUCUGACCUCGACGAUCAAAGACAUGAUUCCGCGGUAUUGGUCGAUGAAAAGCUACCACGUCAGCCGCCGCUUCGGCUGGGACACUCACGGACUCCCCAUUGAGUACGAGAUCGACAAGAGACUGGGUGUUUCAGCACGGGAUGCGGUCAAGAACAUGGGAAUCGAAAAUUACAAUGCUGAAUGUCGAUCCAUCGUGAUGACUUAUUCGGCCGAAUGGCGGCACACAAUCGAACGUCUGGGCAGGUGGAUUGACUUCGACAACGACUACAAGUCAAUGGACCUCAAGUUCAUGGAGUCUUGCUGGUGGGUGUUCAAGCAGCUCUUCGACAGGGACGAUGUCUACCGCGCCUACCAGAUCAUGCCGUGCUCGACCGCUCUCUCCACACCGCUUAGCCAUAUGGAGUCCAAGCAGAACGAAAAGAUGGCCCAAGACCCUGCUAUCCUUGUGUCAUUCCCCGUGCUCGGUGUGGAGGGCAAGGAGGACACCUCUCUCGUCGUCUACACAACCACCACCUGGACCCUGCCCUCCAAUCUCCUCAUUGCCAUCCACCCUGACUUUGAGUACCUGGAGAUUCUCGACGAGAAGAUGGGCCACCGAUAUAUCCUGCUGGAGAGUGGUUUGUCCAUGUUAUACAAGGACCCGAAGAAAGCACGGUACACCGUUGUCUGCAAUAUCCCCGGGAAAGCCAUGAUCGGGUGGAAGUACAAGCCGUUGUUCAACUACUUCUCCGACACCUUCUCGGAUUACGAGGGAACGGGAUUGGUUCACCAAGCUCCCGCAUUCGGACAGGAGGACUACGACGCCGCCGUAGCUGCUGGAUUCAUUUCGCCCAGCCGUCUGCCGCCCUGCCCCGUCGACAAGUUCUGCUGGAGAUCCGAUACGCAGCUCACCCGGCGCGCCGUCUCCUCUUGGUUCGUCCGGGUGACCGAUUCGAUCCCGGAGAUGCUCGAGAACCUCGAGCAAACGACCUGGGUGCCCCAGUUCGUCAAGGAGAGACGGUUCGCCAACUGGGUUGCUAACGCCCACGAUUGGAACGCCUCCAGGAACCGGCACUGGGGCACCCCGAUUCCGUUGUGGGUGAGCGACGAUUACGAAGAAGUGGUGUGCGGGGGGAGCGUGGAGGAGUUGAAGCGGUUGAGUGGCUUUGAGGGGCCCCUGGAUGACAUCCACCGGGACAAGGUCGACGGAAUUACGAUUCCGUCACAGCAAGGGAAGGGCGUCCUCCGCCGAGUUGACGAAAUCUUCGACUGCUGGUUCGAAUCCGGGAGCAUGCCGUAUGCUUCGAUUCACUGUCCCUUUGAGAACUCGGAGCAGUUCCACAAUGGCCUGUUUCCGGCCGACUUCAUCGCCGAAGGCCUCGACCAGACUCGUGGAUGGUUCUACACCCUGACGGUGCUCGGUAACAAGCUGUUCAAGACGUCGCCGUUCAUGAACUUCAUCGUCAACGGCAUUGUGCUCGCCGAGGACGGCAAGAAGAUGUCCAAGAUACGGCGCGUCGCCGCCAUGCAGCGGGCCAUCCAGCUGGGGCGGGCGGCGCGCGAGCGGCGCGGCGUCGCGCUCAAGACCCCGCUGCGCUCGCUCGUGGUGGUCGCCGACGCGCAGGCCCUGGCCGAUGUCGGGUCGCUUGCGGAGCCGUACGUCCGGGAGGAGCUCAACUGCGCGACGGUCGACUGGUCGUCGCUGGGGAAGAGGCUGAAGAAGGAUGUGCAGGUGGUGAGGGGGGCGCUGCCGACGCUGAGUCAGGAGCGGCUGCGCGAGUAUCAGCGCACGGGGUCGAUUGACCUCCCCGGCGGGAUCACGCUGGGCGAGGGCGACCUGACGCCGGUGAGGGUGAUUGAGGAGGGGAAGCAGCAGGACGCCGGGUUGUCGUCGGAGGGGGCGCCGCAGUGGGAGGCGGCAUUUGCGGACGACAUGGUGGUGCUGCUAGACGUGGCGCCGCACCCGGAGCUGGUGGAGGAGGGGCUGGUGCGGGAUCUGGUCAGUCGGUUUCAGCGGCUGCGCAAGAAGGCCGGGCUGGUGCCGACGGACGAGGUGUGCAUGCGGCUGCGCGUCGCCUCGGAUCCUGAUGGGGUCGGGCUGGGGAACGUGGUGGCGGCGCGGCAGGAUAUGUUCGUCGCUGCGCUGAGGGGGAGGGUUGAGGAGGCACGGGAGGAGGGCGAGGUCAUUCUUGAGGAAGAGCAGGUGGUUGGCAAUCGUGUAGUAAUACUGCAGCUUGCGCGGGUAUGGGUUCGAUGUAUGUAG
Thermothielavioides terrestris NRRL 8126 is the source of this 2388-nucleotide messenger RNA. RefSeq lists its product as uncharacterized. The coding region runs from base 1 to 2388 and encodes 795 amino acids. The record is from RefSeq and is a predicted model, not a curated record. The transcript is spliced from 9 exons. Lineage: Eukaryota; Fungi; Ascomycota; Sordariomycetes; Sordariales; Chaetomiaceae. Gene Ontology annotation, biological process: isoleucyl-tRNA aminoacylation. Gene Ontology annotation, molecular function: aminoacyl-tRNA deacylase activity; isoleucine-tRNA ligase activity; ATP binding.